AAAUGUGUACGGAAGCAGCAUGUUCCAGGUGGUAUGAGUCCAGACGUGUGAGCUUUUGUAGAUUUUGUAGUUUUAAAAUAAGCCAUACUUUUCUAAAUACCGUCCGACAGCUUUAACGUUGAUAACUGUGACAGCUCUAUAGCCCGGAACUUGUUUACAUAUAUAUCCGAGUGGUUAAGAUGGAGAAAGGCUCCACAGGCUCUACAGAAAAGACCCAGUCGGCUUUUCCUUGUAAGGAUAAGAGUGACGAGGACUCUCGCGGCCCAAAUUCCUACAACUCCAGGGAAGCAACCUGUGGUGCUACUGCAGGUCGAGCGAGAUGGACUCUGCUGAGACAGGUGUUGUGUCAGAAGCAGACAGACAGUCCUGAGGUCAAACAGGUGUCUGUUCGUAGGUUUGCCUCCUUUGACCUUUUCAGAAGGAAAAAACGCUCCGCACAAGAACACUGUGAUACCUCAGAUGACCAGUGGGUGGAGUACAGAAGUGUCUACUAUCCUGAAUACGGUGCCUUCCUCAGGGAUAACCUGGGACCUCUCAAAGUUAAUGAAGUGCUCAAUAGUUUUGACAACACUGGCAAUGUCUGUGUGUGGCCUUCUGAGGAGGUGAUGGCACAUUACUGUCUGCAGAAGCGGCACACGUUCAAGGGUGCAGUGUGUGAGUUAGGAGGAGGUAUGACUUGCCUUGGUGGGCUCAUGGUUGCCAUUUCUGCUGACGUGAAGGAAGUCCUGCUAUCAGAUGGGAAUGAGAAGUCCAUUCAGAAUGUUCAGAGAGUGGUCGAGAGUAACAGGCGGGCCGGAAAGUUUGGGUCAACGCACGUAUCGUCAAGGGUGGUUAGGUGGGAUUGCGAGGUGGACAUUUCAGCGCUGGAAGGUCACUUUGAUACCGUCAUGUGUGCAGACUGUUUGUUUCUCGACCAGUACAGAGCCUGUCUGGUUGAUGCCAUAAGGAGAUUACUGCGACCCAACGGCAUGGCGUUGGUGUUUGCUCCUGGAAGAGGUGAAACUCUAACACUGUUUUGUCGGCUGGCCCAGCAGGCCGGUCUGUGCGUCUGCCAACACCAGCAGUACGACUCUCAGGUCUGGGAUGUUCAUCUAAAGAUGCUGAGAGAAGGAAAGCAGGCAUACGAUGAAAACAUCCACUAUCCUCUCCUCGUCACCCUGACCAAAGGACCUCAACCUGUUAAUCAAGCUCAGUAAAAUGGAAUAAGGGAGCUCUUUGCUAUACAUAACACUCCACACUGUUUUCAUUUUCUUUUUUUUUUUUUAAAUUUCACCUCCAGCCAUAUUCCAAACAACUCCUCUCAGUCCAGAAGAUGGUGACUCAGCUUUUAUAGCUUGCAGUUAAUCUGCUAGUUAAAAAGUUUCGCCGUCCGUUGUGGAUUUAUCGACUUUACAAGGGGUCUGUGAUUCCUACGCAUUCACUUGAAAUUCCGCCUGCUUGCGGUGAAUUACGUGACAGUUUUCCGUACAUGUCAGGUAUUCAUUAGCGUUUUCCAGCUUGAACUAGUCACUGUCAACGAACGUCGCUCACUGUGUUCCCGCGCUCAGCGUGGAGGCCGGCUUCGACUCGCAGCGCGGAGCAAUUUGCAGCUUCCUCAGUUUCCACCUUUAAUUUCACUUAAAACAUCUCAUUCAGCCCAGCCAGGGGUCAGUACAAAGAACUUAAUUUGUGUGUGUGCGUUACAGCAGUGCAGCGCAUUAACACAUUACGGCACUUUCAAAUGAAAAGAGCAUCGGUUGCUGCAGGAGACACAGAUUUUCUAUGAUGUUUUUUUUUUUUCCACUGCAAUUUUGCUGCAAUUAACACAAGUAAUCUCCAGCAUACACACUAUGAAUCCACUAUCGGUAUUGCUUUACAGUUUGCUGAGAUGAUGAAAGGAACAACCUGAUCUUAAUUUGUUAACCAUCGUCUGUAAUUUCCCUCUUCAGUUCCAGUUUGAGUUGCUAAAAUGCAGCUGAUUACUCUGAUUUUACCGAUGUGUGAAUCUUCACACCUGGCUCAUUGUGUCAAGUAUCAUUAUUUUUGAAGAGGUUUGUGAGCUCACGCAGUACUGUUGUGCUAGUAUAUAUUGACCCAAUACUGUGGAAUAGAAAAUGAUGUAUUUUUGUGAUUGUGUGCGUGAAUUAGCUAUUGUUAUUUCAAUCUUUUCCAAGUGACGGUAUUCUGUGCUGGCGAGCGCAACAAACUUAUUUCGGUUUGGUUUUGGUGACAUUUAUUGGUAAAGACUUAAAAAAUAAAUUUAUGUGUUAUUGAAGUAGGGUUAUCUCAGACUGAAAAUCUGUUUGAGUGUUUUAAAUGGACUGGUAAAUGGACUGAACUUAUAUAGCAAUUUGGGGUUAAGUGCCUUGCCCAGAGGCAGAUCGACAUGUGGCAGGAGGAAGCUGGAAUCGAACCUACAACCUUCCGAUCGUAAGACGACUACCGAAGCGCCACAGUUGCCCCUAGUGGGGAAAAACACAAAGUUAAUGUUCUAUAUUUUGUACAAUCUGAUUUUGCUAAUAGAACAGCGAUUCAUCUUCUCCUGUAACAUUUUAGAGAGAGGAAUCCUUGACGUUUUUAUCUUAUAGUCUCUUCAGGUUCCUUCUGCAGGAUUUAAAUCUGGAGAAAGAGAUGACUGUGGAACCGGGUCGUUUGUUAGACCAUUUCUGUAGACUCUUGCAGACUUUUUUAAUUCAACAUUUCUUUCUAUCUACUUAAGAAAGUGUAUAAUCCCAUGAAUAGUGUUACCUUAGCAUUUAUUUGGAAGAAAAGCAGGCCAUCAUAGCAUUACAGACCCUCCGUCAUGUCUAGCAUUGAGCGCUAGAGGCUCACACAUGUAUCAUGCGAACCCAAACGGCGUGAGGUCACAUGUUUGCAGACCACCGCCAAUGUUCCCCUUCUGGAUCCUCCAUGUUGGUUUUACGAAACGGUCACAGAGGGAGCGCCACUCUUUUCUACAGACAGUCUCCGAACAACAGUGUUGCAAUUCCCAUUCGGGAGUUUUUAGCCAUUUGACUGUCUUAUUAUAGUAGUUAUUUAGUGAAAAACAAGUGUACAUAUUUCCUCAACACGUCAGAUAAGUGUUCCUCAAAAGUAUUAAUGUCUCUUGCAGCUACAAAAACCAUAUAGUGGAAGCUAGUUGAAUAGAAAUAUCAACAUUUCUGUCUGAUCGCAUUUCUGCAUAAAACACGAAUGCGAAACACUUCUGACCCAAUCUGCAUGAUUUUUCUUAAAGCUCACGAUGCUAACGUUUGACACGGUGUGAUGGAAAAGCUUGUGUUUCUGGCAUCACUCUAAAAAGGAAAAGGAGGUCACCAUGGAGACUCAGUGACCUGGACCUGUCAUUGGUUGCUACAGUUUUUCUGGAGUUUUAGAGGCUUAUUUUGCCUCCAUUAUCAUCCUGCUCACUGUCUAUAGCUAUGCGGUCACGUCAUAUUUAUAUCACACGUAAAUUAAACACAUCCCAGACGAUUUGCCCUUGACUCACGCUGAGGUUACAACAAGCGACAAGAUGGAGCUGGAAGACGUCAAACAAAAGCUAAAAACAGGAGAAGUUACACUGCUUACUUAAAUGAUAGUAGUCUAAAAACAAAAGCAGUAACAUUUUAUUUAAAAUGAUAUGUUGGGUUUACUUCGAGCUCAGACACAACGCCUCUGGGCUCGAGCCGGGUCAGGUUGAAUUUUUUUAGGCCUGAUCUAAAGUCUACUCUAAAUUGAUUUACUCAAAAUAAAGGUAGGAUUUUUCACAAUUUUCACUGUGAGAUGAUGUAAAUACAUAAAUAAUAAUAAUGUGAAUUUAUCUGAAGCCUUCUUUCCCGUCUUUACCAGGCAGCAAUAAACGUUGCUGGCAUGGCACCUUUGAAAAAAUAAGUAAAUUGUAAUACAUAGAGUGUUUCUCCAGAGGACAAAGUGUGCAAUAAGUAAAAUAUGUCAGAUUCAUCCAUGACCCUUCUGUUACCAUAGUGACUAUUUUAUGACCUGCGGCCGCCUUUGCAGAAUGCCUGAAUGUCUGGAAGUUUCCACAAAAUCUGGAAACUUUAGUUGCUGGAGAACAAUCAUCAGGAGUAUCAAACUCUAAACUGGAACCAAAUCCUGUGUUGAUUCUGAGUUAUACGAUACGCAUAUCUAUAUCUUUAUCUCUUAAAUUCACAACCUUACAGAUGUUUGCUUCUUCAGUUUAUUCCAUGCCACGUUUUUAUCAACCAACUGUUCUCAGGUGUUUUUGUCACAGAUCGUCUGGCUUCCUGUUUCUUGUAUCAUCGGGAAAGCUGCAGGUAUGAAGGUGUGUGUUGCGGCUCGCGACGCGUUUCCACAUUACACUGUGAUCCACUGACGUACAGGACAGCCAAGAAGCUGUGCAGGACUUCCCUAGUGGCUGCUGUUUACAUUUCACACAAGAUAAUCAGCCUCAGUAAAAAAAACAAAAGGACGUUAUAAAAGCGGUGUCACUGUUGUGAUUAUUGAAAUGUCAUUUCAAAAACACGUGUGAAUGUUUUUAAUCGCACUGUUACCAAACCAUAAAAAUAAUAAUUUCUUAAAUAAUCUUCUAUACAUAAAGACGAAUACGCCGGGAUUACCAUGAUUUGACUAGUAUUAUUGUCAGUUUAAAGUGUUUGGUAUUAAACAAAUCAGCAUUAUAGCCAGUAAGCACUGUUUAAAAAGCAUAAAUGAAAACUUUCAGCGUUAAUUUUUUUUUGUUUGCAUUCAUUUCAAGCUGGCUCUAAUUUCAUGCUGCCUUAAAACACAGAGGCACCAUAAAAAAAAAAUAAAAUAAAAUAAAGUAUUUGUGAUUACUGAAGAAUUCACAAUUCAAGCUAAAUGUCUUUUACACAAUCUGUGAGAAAUUAAAUAAUUUCUGAAAGUAUUUUUAGUAAUCAGAAGGAAUAUCAUAUCUGUAUAAUUAAGUUUCUACAUAAAUAAACCAAAUGCUCUUACUUUCAAAGCAGAUCAUUUUUGCUUCGUAGGACGAGAUCAGCUCACCUUAGGAUGACCUCAGUCCUAAUUCUGUAGAAGAUCUGACUAAUUACAGUAAAAUGAACUCGCCCAAUCAUUCCUCUAAGUGGGCUUUGGAAUCGUGACAUUUAUGAGUAGUUUUACUCACUGUGGGGACCAGAAAUCAGAGUCAGUCGCUCUGAGGCUUCGUGUUUUUACUGCAUCUGAGAGGGGGCAAGCUGCCCGGUUCAGGAGCUUUCGCUGCACUUUGUCAGUUUUGCAGCAGUGCGACACAUUGCACAGUUUACGCGGCGCCUCUGAGUCGUGACGCCCGUGCAACUGAAUUAUUCGACGUGUCCCCAAGAAAUCUGCGGCAGCCUGGCUUGAGCCGUAGCUCACGUCACGCCUGCGACAGCAGCAGCAGCAAAGCUAUCGAUAAUAUCCAUCUUGGAUAUGUAAAUAUGCCUUAGAAACGCAUGGCUGAUCUGCAUCGGAAGAGUUCGACCUUCAACUUCAGUCUGUGUAUGGAUGUAACUGAUUUUCAUUCUUGAACCGGACCACUGUCAGCAAACUCAGCUGCGUUUUCUUCAUCAUGUGCGUCAGCAUCAAUUUUAGCCAUAACGGAAAAACAAUAUUUGACUUAGUAGAAAAUGCAUAUCUUGUUUAUUAUUAUUGAAACUCUUGCUGAACGAUCUAUCAGCUCAUACCUAAUAUGUGUGAAUUACACGUUUGAAUCUAUAAUUUCAUUGUUAUUAGAGCAACAACUGCUCAGUUCAGUGUCCUGUUUAUCACUGCGUGUGAAUUUGAGGCCUCAAACAGACGCGACAAAAACAAAAAAAAAAAAGUAGAAGUGAGGAGGGUAUGUAAGUCAAAUAGAUUUGACUCAGAAAAGAGGAUGAGCUUUUUGCUUUGCUGUGAUGAAAGUCAUUUGGAUGUUCAUGGUUUUUCUGAUCGAAUAAAAUAUUUUUC
Messenger RNA from Xiphophorus maculatus (southern platyfish), 5880 nucleotides. RefSeq names its product calmodulin-lysine N-methyltransferase (gene camkmt). The record is from RefSeq and is a predicted model, not a curated record. Gene Ontology annotation, cellular component: cytoplasm. NCBI's taxonomy places the organism in Eukaryota, Metazoa, Chordata, Actinopteri, Cyprinodontiformes, Poeciliidae. Gene Ontology annotation, molecular function: calmodulin-lysine N-methyltransferase activity. Bases 180 to 1196 code for a protein of 338 amino acids. The transcript is spliced from 11 exons.